This is a messenger RNA of Salmo salar (Atlantic salmon), 3856 nucleotides long. Its product is annotated as carboxylesterase 3. The record is from RefSeq and is a predicted model, not a curated record. Lineage: Eukaryota; Metazoa; Chordata; Actinopteri; Salmoniformes; Salmonidae.
UCAUGGCUUGGGGGUAGACGUUUCGUGGUGAGUGUGUUUUUCUGUUGUGGACUGCAGCUUGAUUUACUUAAAUGGAAUAGAGACAUCCAUUUUACAAGAGCCUGCUAGCCUGAGACUGCCUCUGUCUUUUAUGCCUUUGUCGGCACUUAGCACAACUGCCUCAGUCUGUCCUACUUCCAUGGUAACGGCAUCUGGGUGCAGGCAGGAACUCUCUAGUGGAUACACGUGACUAUCCCUAGGCGACAGUCAGGGAUUUACAUAAAAUCGGUCAAAUUGAUCCUGCUCGGCUGCCUCAUUGGGCAUGCGCCUUUUCUUUUUUUUACUGAAAACAACCAAACCGCACAGAAUUCCUGUUGACUAAAACUGAUAUUUCCGGUUCCUUCGUAUUGAAAGAUUGUCAGGUUAUGGCAUUUUUAAACAGCAGACUUUAAUCAUGUCAAUCCCUGAUAUUGCACCGAGUUAUCAGUUGGAGAGCAGCUUUCACUGGUGAGUAAAGAUAUUUAUUUCCUUUUGCAAAUUAUUUGAAGUAGCUGCCUCAAGUUCUGGUUUUACUGUAAUGCAUGAUAGUUGAAAAUGUAAGUUGACUAUUAUAAUACUAUUAUAGCCGAGCCUAUAAACUGUAUUUUAUUGUGGGUUGAUUGCAUUCAACUAGUUUAAUAUAUAAUCCCAUAAUUUAUUUGAUGCAUUGCUUAUUCCACAUCCCAUUAAAACCAGGUGUGAUGAAUACGCUGGGAGUCGGGAAGCAAGUUCAGGGAGUGUAUUUAAUAAAUAAAUGAACAUAGAGCAAAACAAGGAACUCGAGUAGCGUACAGACAUGAAACACUGAAACAGAAAAAAAUAACGUCUAGGGAAAGAACCAAAGGAAGUGACCGACAUAGGGAAGGUAAUCAGGAAGGUGACGAAGUCCAGGUGAGUCUGAUGAGUCGCUGGUGCGCGAAACGAUGGUGACAGGUGUGCGUAAUAAUGAGCAGCCUGGUGACCUAGAGCGUUGGAGAGGGAAUAUACGUGACACCAGGGACUUUUAAAAUGUACAUUACAGCCUGCUGUAACUUCAGCAGUUUAGGUUACUGUAUUGCCAAUGAUGUUGCUGUUUGUCCAAUGUAAUCUCUGUCCAGGUUAGCGCAAGGUCUAGUCCUGAGCCAAACUGAAGGUAAUUUACUCAUAGUUGAUUCCCUGAUAUCAUGUCAUUAUUGUUCUGCACACUCUGAACUCGGCAGAAAUGUAGACCCAAGAUAAAUAAGUGGAGUUGGUAGCAUGACGUCUAAUUCCAUAGUGCAUGUCCAGGCAGCUAUAGCAGAUUAAAAUGAACCAGGAUGUUCUUUCAGAGGACUCCGCCUUUUCAAACUGCUGUUUGACAUUCGAUCAUGACUGAAUCAACUCGACUGGCUUUUAAGAAAAUCCAUAACAGGUUGCAUUGGAGUUUCCAAUGCCAGCCUGUGAUAUAAAGAGCAGCUCAAUCCUCAGUCUCCCACAGAUUUACUGAAGGCAUUUAACUGAAUUGGGGCUCCAUACGGUUCAUAUUCCUUUAGCUGGAGGGCAUACUUUUCUCUCUAAUGUAUUGAUAUUUGGUUACUCACUGGAUAUGGAUGUAAUGUGCAUUGAUGUAUAGAGAUUAUGUAAAUCGGCAACUGCUGAAAUAGAUCUUCAUGUGGUUUGAUGUUCUACUGAUGUGAAUGGAUAAUCUCUCUGGCACCACUAUGAUGGGUCAGGGCAGAGGAGUCCUGCUCGCAUGGAAAAGUCUGAGCCUGUUUGUGUUUCCAUGAAGUCGCAGGUAAGAAUGUAUGUCCUGUUUAAUUCACAUUUUAGCAACUAUGAAAUGCAUUGACUAGCUGUAAACAAGAAGCUAUAUAUAUAUUUAUUUGGUAUGCUUGUAAAUUGCUCCUUUCCCAAUUAAUGCAUCCUUUGACAGACUACUACAAUCCCUUUUCUAUAACAUGUAAAUCUUUUCCAGGGGACAGAGAGAGCCUCUUCCAGCUUCAUACCAGUUAUGGUCAGCUGGAGGGCAGGCUGGUCAGAGAGAGGGAGCCUCUUCCAGCUUCAUACUAGUUAUGGUCAGCUGGAGGGCAGACUGGUCAGAGUGAGACCCAGAGGAAGGUGGCUGCCUACCUGGGGAUCCCCUGAGCCGGGCCCCUGAAGUUCCAGGCCCCCCAGCCUCCCCGGGUGUGGCAGGGACUGAGAGACGCAAAGGCUUAUUCCCCCUCUGUAUGAGCCUAAGCAGUAAUGUGUUAGCGAGAGAGACAGGCAGGGAGACAAACAGCCUAUACUGUUUUAUGGGGAACUCUGAAUCAUGCUUAUUCUGAUGAACAUUAACAUUCUGCCAUUCAUGUUUUUAUUGAUAUUGUAAGAAAAUGUCACCUUUCUUGUCCCAUUAACACAUAGGUGUCUGCAGAACAUAAACCACACGGGGUUCUAACCACCUCAGAGGACUCCCUUUACCUGAACAUCUACACACCAGUCAAACCUGGGGACCCAAGGAAACUAACUACCAGUGAUGAUUUGGAUCCAUGGUGGAUGCUUCCUCGUGGGAGGGGCUUCACUCUGUGAUGGCUCCUCAUUGUCUGCCUUCGGGGAUGUUGGGGUGGUCAUCCUCCAAUACUGUUUGGGUAUCCCAGGGUUCUCCAGCACUGGAGAUGGCCAGUACCCCGGAAUGGGUAUUCUGAACCAGGUGUGUGCCCUGCGCUGGGUGCAGGAGACUAUCAGCAGCUUUGGGGGAGACCCAGGAUCUGUCACCAUUUUUGGAGAGUCUGCUGGUGGUGUUGCUGUCUUUUUACAUGACUGUUCCACAAGGCCAUCAGUCAGAGUGGAGAACCCCCUCAUCUCUAUGUUCAUCCAGGAUGACCCCAAAGCUGCUGCACAGCUGGUGGCACAGAGAGCAGGCUGUCCCAGUGAUGACUGCAGAGCUCAUGACCUGCCUCAGUACCCUCAGGACAUAGAAGUGGCUACACCUGCGCUGGGGGAGAUGGUUCUGUCUGUGCGCAGGGAUGGGACAGUCAUCCCUACCAACCUGGAGGAAGUAGUGCAGACCAAGAGCUUCCUGAGCUUCCCCAGCAUCCUAGGGAUCAACAACCAUGAGUAUGACUGGAUGCUCCCACAUUUUUUCCUGUUUCCUGGAUGGGAUCUUGGAAUGACCUGUGAAAACAUGAUGAUCCUGGUGUUUAUGCUUCAGAAACUGCAUCUGCCAGACUCUGCCCUGGGGAUCAUCGUAGAGGAGUACUUUGGUGACAUGAAGGACCCCGUGGGGAUCAGAGAUGCCUUCUUGGAGCUUAUGGGAGAUCUACUGAUUGUGGUCCUGGGGGUGUAGGGAUAUGUGUGUAAGGUAUCUGUCUAUGCAAGAUUCUGGUUGCUUGAUCUACUAUGAGUUCCAGCAGCGCCCCUCCAUGUUCACAUCCAGCAGACCAGGCUUUGUGAAAGCAGACCACUGAGUAACCCUAAUGGAUAGAGUAUGUUUGAUGGGCCGACAUUCACUACAGAUCCGGGCUGGGCAGUGUCUCGGAGAAGAGAGCCCAGUUCUGGACAGAAGACUUCCCCAAAGGACUGCAGACUGCUGAACACAAAGGCGCACAGAGUGACCUGUAGAGCUGAAUGUUCACUAUGUCAAAUGUUGAUCUAGGAGUGUCCAUGUUGUUGCCCUCCAGUCCAGUGAUGCCAAGCAGUCUGCUAUUAGGUUACAGUAUAAUGAGGCUUUCUUUGCCUUUUCCUUAUUUUGUAUCAUAUUUUGGCCAUUUUAAUAUUCCACAUUUUCUUUAAUGGUUUGGUCUUUUUUUUAAUGUAUUUUAUUUAGCAAUUGUUUAACAUUUAUUUAGUAUUUUUAUCUUGCUGUGUUCAUAUGUCCAUUAAAGCCAUAAAAUAAUUGUGA